UUUCUUAAUAAAAUAUUUUAUUUAUAUAUUUUAGAAAAAAGAAGUAUAUUAAAAUUGAGUCGCGUAUACAAUCAUCAGAAGAGUUAAAUAACCUUCCUUUCCCUUAAAUACGUUCCAACUUCCAACAAUUUGACACGGCCUUUUCACUGAACGUAAAGACAGUAAUGCCCCCUAUCAAGUCGAAACUGACUAUGCGGACAUUCACUAUAUGAAGGACAUUUACGUAAAAUACUAUUUAGCGAUUCAGCUUUUGAGAACUGAGGAUAAUAAGUACAGAACCUCCCUCUAGUUCUUGAUAAGAUCACAGCUUAAGAUUCCAUUUUGUUCCCCAAAUUCCGAUCACGCUCACCGGAACAUCCGUACAACUCGCCGGUUAAUCGGACCGAGAAAAAAAUGGGUUCGCGGUUAAACAAGUAGAAAGAAAAAAUCACAAUGGGAGAAGAGAAGGGUCACGACCAAACCUCGACGGACUCCUUCACUGGAGAUUCCGGUCUCCGGCAAGCCAUUGAUUUUCUCUCGUCACUUAUAUUGCUGUCUCAUUCCAUCAAAGUCUUUUCCGUAAAAUGGCAAUCGAUUAGGAGCAAGCUUGAGGAGUUGAACUCUAGCCUGAUUUCCUUUGAAAAUUGCAAUUCAAGCGAGAACCAAGAAAUGAAUGAAUUGAUUCUAUCUUUGAUGGUCACAAUCACCGAGUGCUACGAUCUAGCUCGCCGCUGUGUUGAUUUUUCUUAUAGUGGAAAGCUUCUGAUGCAGAGUGAUUUGGAUGUGAUCUUUGCGAAAUUCGAUGCCCAUUCAAGAAAGCUAACAGAAAUUUACAACGCCGGGAUUUUGACUCAAGGGUUCGCCUUAAUCGUUUCCAGACCUGGUUUCGGAGCUUGCAGAGACGACAUGAGAUUUUACGUGAGAGAUUUGGUGACCCGAAUGAAGAUUGGCGAUAUAAAGAUGAAGCAUCAAGCUUUGAGUAAUUUUUAUGCGGCGGUGGUUGAAGACGAGAAGUAUGUAAACGUCAUUACUGAACUUGGCGACGUUGUUAAUGUACUCGUCAACUUCCUGGACUCGCCGGAGAUUGAGAUCCAAGAAGGAUCUGCGAAAAUAGUAUCGGUCAUUGCUGGGUUUGAUUCCCAUAAAGGUGUUCUAGUCGGAGCCGGAGCUAUAGCGCCAUUGAUUCGGGUCUUGGAAUGUGGGAGUGAGUUGGGGAAAGAAGCGUCUGCCAGGAGCUUAAAAAGAAUAACUGAGAAUUCCGAUAACGCUUGGUCGGUAUCUGCUCAUGGGGGAGUGACGGCUCUGCUAAAGAUAUGUUCUUUAAGCGAUUGCCGAGCGGAAUUGAUAGGUCCAGCUUGUGGGGUUCUGAAAAAUCUUGCCGGCGUCGAAGAAAUAAGGAGAUUUAUGGUUGAAGAAGGAGCUAUUUCGACCUUCAUCAAGCUUUCUCGGUCCAAGGAUGAAACCGUUCAGAUAAACUCCAUAGAAUUUCUCCAAAAUAUAGCGUCUGGGGAUGAGUUCAUUAGGCAAACGGUAGUCAAAGAAGGAGGAAUUCGAACCUUACUAAGAGUCAUCGAGCCCAGAUCGACUUGCAGUUCCAAGACCCGAGAGAUAGCUCUGCGGGCAAUAGAAAAUCUCUGUUUUUCAUCAACGAGCUCAAUUGGGAUUUUGCUCAAUUACUCGUUCGUUGACCACCUCAUCUUUUUUCUUAGAAACGGAGAAGUUUCAGUCCAUGAACUGGCAUUGAAAGUUGCAGUUAGGCUAUCUGGGACAUCGGAAGAAGCCAAGAAAGCGUUAGGCGACGCCGGUUUCAUGCCUGAGCUCAUUAAGUUUCUCGAUUCCAAGUCGUUUGAGGUUCGGGAAAUGGCUGCCGAGGCCCUAGCAGGCAUGGUUUCGGUGCCCAGAAAUCGAAAAAGGUUUGUACAUGACGAUCGGAACAUUGCCCUGCUUCUCCAAUUGCUCGACCCUGAACAGGAACAUUCAGGUAACAAAAAACUGUUGCUUUCAAUACUUAUGUCGUUGACCAGUAGCAAUAGUGGGAGAAGAAAGAUUGCGAGUUCUGGGCAUCUCAAGAACAUUGAAAAGCUAGCAGAUGCAGAGGUUUACGAUGCCAAGAAACUUGUCAGGAAAUUGUCCGCAAACAGGUUCCGAAAUAUGUUGAGUGGAUUCUGGCAUUCUUGACUGUAUAAAUAUUUUUGCAAACUGUAUAUCUGGCGCAACGGUUUUCCAUGUUUUCCCCUUUUUUUUAACUGGUUUAUCAUCAUAUAUACUCUGAGUUCUAGUUCGUUUC
Humulus lupulus (European hop) is the source of this 2266-nucleotide messenger RNA. RefSeq names its product vacuolar protein 8. The record is from RefSeq and is a predicted model, not a curated record. The transcript has a single exon. The coding region runs from base 433 to 2157 and encodes 574 amino acids. Gene Ontology annotation, molecular function: protein binding. Lineage: Eukaryota; Viridiplantae; Streptophyta; Magnoliopsida; Rosales; Cannabaceae.